AUGCGAACCCACCUGUACUCUACAUUUGUGGACCUGACGAAAGCCUUCGACACGGGGAAUCGUGAAGAAGUGUGGAAGAUCGUGCAGAAAUUCGGCAGUCCGAAGCGAUUCACUCAGAUGGUGCGUCAGCUGCACGACGGUAUGAUGGCGCGAGUCACGAACAACGGAACUGUCUCAGAGGCAUUGGCAAUGACCAACGGAGUGAAGCAGGGAUGCGUGCUGGCGACUACCCUCUUCAGUCUUAUGUUCUCUGCCAUGCUGAUGGACGCCUACCGCAAAGAACGCCCCGGGAUCCGCAUCGCCUACAGGACGGACGGUCACCUGCUGAAUCAACGACGGAUGCACUUCCGAUCGCGCGUAUCCACAACCACCGUUCACGAACUCCUCUUCGCCGACGACUGCGCCCUGAACACCACCUCGGAAGAGGAGAUGCAACGGAGCAUGGACCUGUUCUCCGCCGCCUGCGAGAACUUCCGUCUGGUCAUCGACACGCAGACGGGAAUCCUCAGCAUCUACGCCAUACUGAGGCAAAUUCAGCUGCGCUGGAGCGGCCACCUGGUACGCAUGGACGACGAGCGACUACCCAAACGACUCUUCUACGGAGACGUCGCGACGGGUUCUCGCCGUCAUGGUUGUCAAAUUCGUCGAUAA
Messenger RNA from Spirometra erinaceieuropaei, 651 nucleotides. The record is from the annotation of a GenBank genome assembly. Lineage: Eukaryota; Metazoa; Platyhelminthes; Cestoda; Diphyllobothriidea; Diphyllobothriidae.